Molecule: messenger RNA, 510 nt
Organism: Linderina pennispora
Lineage: Eukaryota; Fungi; Kickxellomycota; Kickxellomycetes; Kickxellales; Kickxellaceae
Exons: 2
Coding region: 74-355 (93 amino acids)
Source: RefSeq, a predicted model, not a curated record
UUACAACAUGGCUACCUUCAAUGACAUUCCGCAGAAAGACUUUGGAAAGAAUCCUUUUUUACGCCAUUGAACGAUGUCUCUCUUUUAUAUUCCCCUACUGAGGAACUACAGAACGGUCUAUCAAAAUAUGCUCGGAGACUUUCUAUUACUGUUCCGGAGGGAUAUAUUACCUCUGGUUACCUUAUUGAACUUUUGGAUGGGCAGCUAUUUAACAAAACCAAACUGGCCAUCUGUUAACUCUCUAAGAAUAUCUGGCGAUUUACUUUCUGCUUUAACAAAUAGAAACCAGGGAGAACAUAGAGCCGAUAAUUGUGACACCAUUUCCCAAUACCUUCAUGCAUAUCUACCGCCUUAACAUCCAUAUCAGUCUAUCAUAUAAAUUAUAGCAGUGCCAUUCAUUCUCUAUCCAAAUUUGUCAAUUUGAAAUUGCAUCAACUCUCACAUCUAGAUAUGAUGAAAGUUCCAAUCAAUUUGACACACCAUUCAUUCUCUAGUUCACUUACUUACCUC